This is a messenger RNA of Knipowitschia caucasica, 1578 nucleotides long. The record is from the annotation of a GenBank genome assembly. Lineage: Eukaryota; Metazoa; Chordata; Actinopteri; Gobiiformes; Gobiidae.
AUGUCUUCAUUUAAACCCACAAAAAUACCAGUGUAUCCCAAACUCGGAGAGAAAGUCACGCAAGAAACCCUCUACUGGAAAGACUACAAGCCUCCUAUUCAGAUAAAGGAAUAUGGCGCCAUCACAAAUAUAGAUUUCUCUCCUGUGGCUCCGUACAAUUUUGCCGUGACCGCAUUCACUCGGAUCCACAUUUAUGGACCCUUCUCUCAAGAGCCAGUAAAGACAUUCACCAAAUUCAAGGACAAUGCCUACUGCGGGAGGUUCCGGUCGGACGGACAGCUUCUCGUGGCCGGAUGCGAGGACUCGGUGGUGCGACUUUUUGACGUCGCCGGGAAAGUGGCCCUCAGGAUGUUCAAAGGGCACUCCAAGGCGGUGCAUGUGACGGACUUCACCUCAGACCGGUACCACAUCCUCACUGGAUCGGACGACUCCACCUGUCGCCUCUGGGACGUCCCGAACUCCGUCGAGCUCUCGUCGUACAAGGAGCACACAGACUACAUCCGCUGCGGUGUGGCCAGCAAACUCAACAGCAAUCUCCUAAUAACAGGGUCCUAUGAUCACACACUGAAGGUCUUUGACACCAGAACAGACAAGAGCGUGAUCACCAUGGACCACGGUCAGCCGGUGGAGAGCCUCCUCCUCUACCCCUCUGAAGGACUCCUCGUUUCAGCAGGAGGCCGCUAUGUAAAAGUGUGGGAUCUCCUUAAAGCGGGCCAGCCCCUCGUCUCACUGAAAAACCACCACAAAACCGUCACCUGCUUAUGUCUCAGCAGUAACGGGCAAAGACUACUCUCUGGUUCACUGGACAGGCAUGUCAAGGUGUACAACACAACAACAUACAAAGUUGUUCACAAUUUUGACUACGCUGCCUCCAUCCUCAGUCUCGGCUUGGCGCCAAACGACGAGUCUAUUGUUGUGGGAAUGACCAAUGGGAUCCUCAGCAUUAAGCACAGAAAAGGCCCUGAAGACUCCAAACCGGGUCCAAGUCUGCAGAGAAGGCGACCGACCUACCGCGUUUUUGUGAAGGGCAAGAACUUCAUCCCCAAACAGGAGGACUAUCUGGUCAGUAAACACGUGAAGGAGCACCUGGCCAAACACGACAAGCAGCUGAAGAAGUUUAACGUGUCUAAAGCGCUGGAUUCAGCUUUGGAGGCAAAUAAAAGAACCAGGAAGCCUGAGAUCACGGUCGCUGUCCUGAAGGAGUUGGAUCGAAGAGGGAAGUUGAGGAAUGCUCUCGCUGGAAGAGACGAACACGGACUUUCGCUGUUGCUGAGUUUCCUCAUCGGUCACCUGGUGGACCAAAGAUUCGCUCCUGUCCUGGUGAUGACCGCCGACAUGAUCCUGGACAUCUACGGCUCCACCGUGGGCCAGUCGCCGCUGAUCGACCGGCAGCUGCUGCACUUGCAAGAGCUGCUCGAGCGCGAGAUCAACUACGAGCAAGACCUGCUGGCGGUGCUCGGCAUGCUGGACACUCUCUUUGCCUGCGGCGUGCCCAAACAGGAGGUCCCGAGAUCGGGCACCAGCCGACCGAACGGGCUGGAAGAACCUAAAACGACAGCUCAAACGGCAGCCUCGUGA